Molecule: messenger RNA, 1411 nt
Organism: Spodoptera frugiperda (fall armyworm)
Lineage: Eukaryota; Metazoa; Arthropoda; Insecta; Lepidoptera; Noctuidae
Gene: Osi7
Exons: 1
Coding region: 39-833 (264 amino acids)
Source: RefSeq, a predicted model, not a curated record
CCGCGACUGCCGGCGCGCAGACGUAGCUAACACUCACGAUGAGACGGUCGACAGUAUUGCUCUUAUUCGCGGUCGCGCACGCGCUUCCCGCCCAAGACUCGAGCCACACGGACAACGACAUCGACGGCCUCACAGACUGCCUCAGGAAGGAAUCCACGACAUGCCUCAAGUACAAAUUCUUCUCGUUCGUCGACAAGAUGAUUGGACAGAAGGAGUCCUUCUCCCUCACCGAUGGAGUCACCGUCGUCAAGUCCGGUGACGUGCCCACCGACACCGGAGCCCCGAGAGCCCUAGAUCCUGUUUCGCGGUUGAAGAACUACUUCGAGACGCAUUCCUUAAGAGUAGAAGUGAAAGGUUCGGAUGUGAUUGAUGCGGUGUCAAGUGCAGGGCGCGCGCUCGAAGAUACAGUGUCCUCGUUUACUGAAGACAAUGACGUUAGUGAAGGACGUGGGAAGAAGAAGAAGGCGGCCAAGAUUCUGGGGCCAUUGAUCGCGGCGGUGGCGCUGAAGAUGAUGGCGUUGAUGCCGCUGGCGAUCGGAGCGAUCGCGUUGAUUGCAGGAAAGGCGUUGUUGAUAGGAAAGUUAGCGUUAGUGUUGUCGGCGAUUAUAGGGCUGAAGAAGUUGCUGUCGCAGCAGAAGCACGUGACGUACGAGGUGAUCGCGCACCCGCACCACACGUCGAGCCACGACUACAGCGGCGGCACGAGCGGGUACGGGGGCGACUCGGGCGGCUCGUACAGCAGUAGCGGCAGCGGAGGCAGCGGCGGGCACGGCGGCGGCUGGGGGCGCUCGCUCGAAGCUCAGAGCUUAGCGUAUUCCGCGCAGAAACCUUAGCGACCCGGUUCCGUGGCCCCUUUCCACUGAUUUCUCCGAUCUUCAACGUAUUUAAGUAUUAUUUAUUUGUAUGGAUGUGAGUGUGCCUGCUAUUUAUUGAAUGACUUAUUUUAUAAUUUAUCAACGUCAUGCCAUGACCCGCUAAUUGCGAUGACGUUUUGCCGUUUUAUUUCUUAGUCACUUCAAGUCAUAAUAUUGUUAUUUUUUUCUAUAACUUAAUGUACUUUUUUGUUGUUUAUAUGUAUAUACUUUUUGUAUUGUAGUAUUUAGUUGAUAAUGUAUAUUAUUGUUUGAAACUCAGUACCUGGCUUUAAUAUUUUUAAGUAAUAAUUAUGUAAGACUGUCUAUGUAGUAUAUUAUUUUUAUAUUGUGUAUAUAUUAUAUGCCCCACGAGUAUGUUAGUGACGAUGAUAUUGUUAUAAAUGUAUAUUAUAUUACUUAUAUAUAACACUAAUAUUUAGCAAACUCUUCCUAAAUACUCAUAAUAUAAUGUAAUAAUUUAUUCGUUGUAAUAAUGUAAUUAACGAUACAAAGAUGUUUAUUGUUAUAAUUAUUACAAAUAAAGACAUGCAAUGCUG